Molecule: messenger RNA, 2172 nt
Organism: Trichomonas vaginalis G3
Lineage: Eukaryota; Parabasalia; Trichomonadida; Trichomonadidae
Exons: 1
Coding region: 1-2172 (723 amino acids)
Molecular function (GO): protein binding
Source: RefSeq, a predicted model, not a curated record
AUGUUCAAAGCAAGCUAUUAUUCGCCUAGACCAGAAUAUCAAUCAAUUUAUCAUCAAAAUGAUCAGAAUUUUAACAUGACACAGCAACCACCACCUAUGUCUGCGCGUCCUCUUAUGACUCUUCAAGAAUUUAUUAAAACUACAAGAACUCCAAACAAAUUAAUUUCGAAACCGUUAGUAAAGUCUGUUAGAAUUCUUGAUCCAUCACUAUUUACUACUCAAGAGGAAUCGAGAUCACUUGCUCAGACAUUCGUUCGAAACUUUGCUGAAGAAGAAAAUCAAAUAACUCAGGCAACGAUUAUUCAAAAUGCCUUCAGACAAUCUCAAUCAAGAAGACAUUACAAGAAAUUUAUAAGAAUUCGAAUUUCUCAAAACAGAAAAUUAAUGAGAUUAUGUUUAAUUGUGUGGAAGCUCUUUGGAUUGAAAAAUGUCUUACGCCUUCAUCGUGUUUACGAUCAAUUUAUUGAUUUUCUGCCAAAUCUUCCAUACAUCCCUCAAGGAAGAAAAAUUUCUCCUUUCAGAUACUUUUAUACAAGUGGAGCACUCUUUUUACCUAUUUCUUAUUCGCAUACAACCUUAUACAAAAUGGUUUUAAUGUGCAAUAAGCCUUCAAUGACUAAGAUUUUCAAUUUAUGGAAGAAAAUUGCUCAUGAAAGGCGUGUUGAAUCAGAUGCUCUCAUCUUUGCAGAAUCAAUGAACAACAAAAUGUUGAAAUUUUCAUCUGCUUUCCUUUGUUUCAAACUUUGGUAUAAUUUAUAUCAAUACCACAAGAUCAGAGAUGAUUCUAGCAUUGUUAAACUACCUCAAAUUACUAUUUACGAUCAUGAUACAAUACCUGCAUGGCUUGCAACACAAAAUAAGUUGAAUCAGAAACGAAAAAUUCAAUACGACGCAACAAUUCAUUACCAGACAGAUGUUAUCCGUCGUAGUUUAACAGCUUUGACGAAAUUCACAAAGUUCCAGAAGAAUUGGAACGAAAUUGUUCCAAACCACGUCAAAAAAGAAAAUCAGAAGAUCAAAAAAUCUGUUUUCAAUGGUUGGAUAUCUUAUGUCAACAAGAAGAAGAAGCAGAGAAACUUUAUUCGCGAAAUCAUCAAAAGAUGGUACAAGAGAACAUACAAACAUUCUUAUUUCCAAACGAUUGACACAUUUUCAAGAAAAAGUGAAGUUACAUUCAAACUAUCUAAAGCUAUUCAUAUCUGGUCAUUCUAUGCACGCCGUAGAUCAAUCAAAUAUCUGCACACGAUGCUCAACAUCCAGAAGAAACCUCUUGGUGCGUACAUGUUAGUUUUUCUGAUAAAUGGCCAAUUUGAUUUAAGUUUUCAUAUUCUUUCUUUCAAACUUUGGCUGAACAUCAUCAGGAGACGUCGCUCAUUCAAGAAGAUGGUUGAAUUCCACAACAAUCUUUCUCAUGAAACAGAAUUAGCAUUCGGAGCAUUGACUAUGUUGAGAAGUCCAGAUGAAGGAGAAAAUCUGUUUCCAAACGGAAUCGGACUUUCUCUCGAACUCUCAAUCGCAGCACAGAAUGUCAUCUGUAGAGGCGAAGACAUAGUUUUCGCACACAAAGGAAAAGACAUUGAUAAAUUCAAGAUGAAUCCAUUGUCAAGAUUCCUUUUGCUCGCAAUCCACAAGAAAAUCAAUUUCGAUGUUUUCUCAACAUCUGUCGGUGAAGAAAAACCUAAAUUUGAGAAACUUCGAAAAGAAGACGAACUUCGAGAACAAGUUCAAAAGAACACAAAGAUACUUCGAUCUAGGUUGUUAUGGAAACUCCACAGAGACAACACAUUGAUCACAGCGAUUUCUGCACACACAUUCGCUCAGGAAUACAACAGAUUUAUUCCAGAAUUCAGAGUCACACAAGAAGCGAACUUGUUUGCUAAAAAUGACUGGAUCGAACCAAUGAAAGAUGAUGUUUUCGUUUUCGACGACUUCAAAGUAUCAGUUGAGAGUCUUGUUCGUGCACUGGAUGUAACAAGGAAGAAGGCAAAGCAGCAGAUGCUUACAGACGAAAGAGACCGAAUAAUGAAAGAACUGAACGAAAGAGUCCGAAAUCCAAAUAAUAUUUCAUUUAAAGAACAUGAAAAAGAAACAGUCAUCAACAAUCAAAUUGCAGUUCAUACACCUGCAAUGCCUCCAACUCCUCUCAAAUCUCCUCGAUUCAAGAAAAAUUGA